Trichophyton verrucosum HKI 0517 is the source of this 1161-nucleotide messenger RNA. RefSeq lists its product as uncharacterized. The annotation marks the transcript as partial. The transcript has 3 exons. Lineage: Eukaryota; Fungi; Ascomycota; Eurotiomycetes; Onygenales; Arthrodermataceae. The record is from RefSeq and is a predicted model, not a curated record. Gene Ontology annotation, cellular component: cytoplasm. Gene Ontology annotation, molecular function: protein binding.
UCCGGGAAGAGCCUGUUAAAGGCUAGCAAGGAUAAUCUUCGAUUCGAUAAUCGUGUUGUCUCUCGCAACCAUGCUGAAUUAUUUGUGGACGUUAUAAAGAAGGAAAUCCAUAUCAAAGAUCUCUACUCUUUGCACGGAACGUUGCUAAAUGACACCAAGCUGACUUCAGGACUGAAACUAGUCUCAAGUGGUGACAUAGUUGUCCUGGGAGCCACCGUCAAUAGAGGAGAAGUCAAAAUUCUUAUUAGCUAUACAUGGAACGACCCUUCUAAGGCCAUACCUUCCUGUGAACUACCAGCCACAAACACAUAUGCUGUUCCAGAUGACGACGAAGAUAGCGAGGUUCAAAGUGAGAACGGGGGUAGUCAAAUUCUUGACGCAGAACAUGACCCAUCCUUCCAGUGGCAAACGACACCAUUACAGCCAAAGUCAGGCGCGGAUAUCAUAUCCAUCAAGUCAUCUCCAGACCCGGCCGAGCGCGAGGCAGAUAUCUCCUCCACGCGCGCCUGUCGCGAUAGCGCCACAGGCCCUUGGUUUUCACGUGCCCCCUAUCCUGCCGGAGAAAGGCCAUUCGGCCUGCGGCCUUACAUUCAAUCUCAUUCAACAGGCCGCCCUCCAGUCGACAACAUCCCGGAUAUAAAUUAUCAGUGCCAUGUUCCGUUCUUAGGGAGACAGCCCCUUACAUUCACCGAGAUACAUGACCCGUUUCGACGUCAACUCUCUCAUCUGAAUACAUAUGGACUUCCAUUGCAGCCGGCUCCCACCCGGAAUGAGCCAUCUCAUAACUCUCUAACGAAGGAGAAUCUAGAUAAACUUGCUAAGAAAACAACCACAAAACAAGUUGGCCCCACUCCAUCAUCACCAACUAGCUCCCACGCUUGUGGUACCAAGCGUAAGUUUGAUGACUUAUGUGCUGCUGAGGCCAUAGACGGCGAAAUUCUCCCUGAUGCCCAACCUCAAGAGAACCUCCCAGUCAAUAAUACAACUGAGGAAAUUGAGUACAAUCCUCCACAGAAGCGAGCGAAAUCUUCCAAUGCCGAGCAGCCUUCUCGUAUUGCGGUUUUUGCUCGCUAUGCUGCUACAGCUAUCACUGGGGCCGUUUUAGGUGGAGUCGGGACUGUUGUUGCUCUUGCUUCCCUACCUCCAGGUUUCUUUGAUUAA